UUCAUAAAGUCCCGGCCAGCCUCGGGAUGCCGCGCAGCCGCCCAGCCUGGGGAAACUGGACCGCCCGGCCCUUCCUCCGUUUCCCCUGCGGGCAGUUCAGACCAUGGGAGGCCCCGGCCGCCGCCGCAGCUUCCUUCUCCUCCUUCAAGUGCUGGGCGUCUCGCUGAUUCUGUUGGAAGUUGGAUCCCAGAAAACCAGUGACUGUGCUCGCUGGUGCCCUCCAAAAUCCACAUGUGUCAAUGCCACCACCUGUCGCUGCUCCCCGGGAUUCAUUUCUUCGUCCGGGGAGAUGUUCACCAGCCGCUUGGAGAGCUGUGAUGACAUCAACGAGUGUGGACCAUCCUCGGCAGUGUCCUGUGGAAAAUUCGCAGAUUGCCAGAACACAGAGGGGAGCUUCUACUGCACGUGCAUCCAAGGGUAUGAGCUUGCUUCCCAGGCAAGAACGUUCAGGAAUGAGAGUGAGAACACGUGUCAAGACGUGGACGAAUGUCAGCUGAAACCCCGAAUCUGUAAAAGCCGCGGCAUCUGCACCAACACCCAGGGCAGCUACACCUGCGAGUGCCCGCCCGGCUUGGAGCUCAGCCCGGGCGACCCGAAUCUGUGCACAGAUGUGAAUGAAUGCACGUCAGGGCAGAACCCAUGUCACAACUCCACCCACUGCCUCAAUAACAUUGGGGGCUACGAGUGCCGCUGCCGCCCUGGCUGGAAGCCAGUUCCUGGGUCCCCCAAUGGCCCCAAGAACACCGUCUGUGAAGGUACAGAGCUCAGAUGCCACAUCCUGGAGACCCACACUCAGAACAUCUGAUCACAUAUUCAGUGGCACUGACACAAACCAAGCAGAAUGACCCCUGGG
Leptonychotes weddellii (Weddell seal) is the source of this 853-nucleotide messenger RNA. The record is from RefSeq and is a predicted model, not a curated record. NCBI's taxonomy places the organism in Eukaryota, Metazoa, Chordata, Mammalia, Carnivora, Phocidae.